Messenger RNA from Pelagomonas calceolata, 1196 nucleotides. NCBI's taxonomy places the organism in Eukaryota, Pelagophyceae, Pelagomonadales, Pelagomonadaceae. The record is from the annotation of a GenBank genome assembly.
AUGCGUCCGCACCGCCACCUGCGCCGCCGGCGCCAGCGCCGCCGGCUGCUCUCCAAGAGGCUGGCGCAGACGGGCUACCGCGGCCACCGCUGCGCCCGGCCCCACGAGCCGGUGGUCGAGCUCGACUGCACCCGGGCGCCGCCGGACGCGCGCGCGUUCUUCGACGCCUUCGUGCGGCGGCGGCGACCCUGCGUGCUGCGCGGCUACGCGCGCACGGCGGCGCUCGGCGUCGUCUCGGACGCGUGCGGCGCCGCGGACCCGGCGCGGGCGUGGUGCGCCGCGCUGGACCGGGCCGCCGGACCGAAGGUGGUCCGGGCCGAGGUGCGCGAGCGCGGGCGGUUCGGGCGGGGCAACGAGUGCCAGCUGCGGGUCCGCGGCUUCGUGGCCGAGGCGCUUCACCGCCACGCGACGGGCGGGGCGUGCCGGUACUACCUGACGACGCAGCCCCUGGCCGAGGACGCCGAGGGCCGGCCGGAGCUGUGCGGCGAGCCCGUGCGGAGCCUCGUGCGGGAGAACCUGUUUCCCCCGACGUGCCCGCUCCUGCCCUCGCUCAUCCUCGCGAACGCGAACGUCUGGAUGGGCUGCGCGCCCGCGGGCCGGAGCACGUCGUCGGGCCUGCACCACGACUUCCACGACAACGUGCUCGUCCAGGUCUGCGGCGCGAAGCGCGUCCGCAUGUGGGACCCGAGCGCCACGAAUGUCCUGCGGCCGGCGGGCGGCCGGGCCCGCGUUCACGCGAACGGCCGCGUCGUCUACGGAAACGAGCGCGUCGAGGCCGACGGCCGCGACGCCGCGGCCGCGACGUCGCUGGACCUCCACCGCGCGCUCGACGACGCGAGCGACAGCGACGACUGCGACGCGUUGUUGGACGCGGCGCUGGCGCUCGAGGCCAAUCAUGAAAAGGAACCGGCGACGCCGCUCGCGCCGGGCCCGCCGAACUUCGCGACGCGCAAGGCGCCGCGGGGCCUGCCGUCGUACGCCGCCUGCUACAUCGGCCCCGGCGACGCGCUCUACAUCCCGUGCGGCGUCUGGCACGAGGUCUCGAGCGGCGGCGGGCUCCACGCGGCGGCGAACUACUGGUGCCACCCGCCCGACGGCGCUUCCUUCGCCCGGCCCUACACGAGCAGCUUCUGGGCCGACGACUGGGCGCGGCGGCGGCGCGACGACCCGUUGCUCAAGACUUAAGUACUGUUAGG